GCAAACCUUGUGUUUUAUAAACACCACGAACAAGGUUAAUUUAGGGUUACCAUCACGUCGUUUCUACAGGCUCUUUGCUCCCCGACGGCCUAGCGGAACCUUUGAAACUGCGUCGUCUGGACGGAGCCUAGACAGUGUUGCACGCUGUCAAAACCUGAGAGCAGCAGUAACCAGAGUGGUGUUGUUGUGUGAAGCCGGAAUAGCUGCAUUUAUCCCAGAAAUAAUCAGAUCAGAUCCAUCUUUGUGUGCCUGCAGACAGACACUGGACACCGCUGCUUCCAGUAUAGACAGCACGGUGAUGGAGGAUGAGGAUGACUGCCCAGAGCUGGUGCCCAUCGACAGCCAGCCCCGCCCUCCCGCUGAGCAGAUACCCGUCACCAUCAUCACUGGUUACCUUGGUGCUGGGAAGACAACACUUUUGAACUACAUAUUAACAGAACAACACAACAAGCGAAUUGCUGUCAUACUCAAUGAAUUUGGAGAGGGCAGCGCUCUGGAGAAGUCCCUUGCAGUGAGCCAGGCAGGAGAGCUGUAUGAGGAAUGGCUGGAGCUCAGAAACGGCUGCCUCUGCUGCUCCGUCAAGGACAAUGGUCUUAAAGCCAUAGAGAACCUGAUGGAGAAGAAAGGAAAGUUUGACUAUAUCCUGUUAGAAACCACAGGACUUGCCGAUCCAGGUGCUGUGGCCUCUAUGUUCUGGGUCGAUGCUGAGCUCGGCAGUGACAUCUAUUUGGAUGGCAUUGUCACUGUUAUCGACGCUAAAUAUGGAAUGCAGCAUAUAACAGAAGAAAAACCAGAUGGACUAGUCAACGAAGCAGCCAGGCAGAUCGCCCUCGCUGACCUGACCAUUAUCAACAAGACAGACCUGGUGAAUGAGGAGGAGCUGGCACAGCUCAGAGACACUGUCAGCUCAAUAAAUGGCCUUGUCAAGAUCCUAGCAACCCAGAGAUCAAGGAUCGACCUCUCUGAAGUUUUGGAUCUGCAUUCUUUUGACAAUAAGAAUAGUGCAAAUCUAGCAGAGAAGCUCCAUCUUGUGAAAAGUACACGGCCACAUCUCGACAAGAGUAUUCUCACUGUGACAUUUGAAGUGGCUGGAAAUCUUUCAGAGGAUGUGUUAAACAUCUUCAUCCAGAAUCUCCUAUGGGAAAAGACGUUCAAAAACAAAGAGGGGCUUCCCAUGUCCGUCAUUCGGUUAAAGGGCAUAGUAUCACUGCCAGGUAAAACCCACCAAGUGAUGCUGCAGGGGGUUCAUGAGCUUUAUGAACUAGAUGAGACUCCCGAGCUUUGGGGGGAGAAGCCCAGGAUCAACCGGCUCGUCUUUAUAGGUAGGAACCUGGACAGAGACGUUUUACAGGAGCAGUUCAUCUCUACGGUGGUGCAAGCAGGGGACAGAAUUUAGACAUUUGCUGUGCUCACCUCUUUACAUCGCAAACUGUUGAUCCUGGACCUAAUAAUGUGGCUGGGGCCUUCCACAAACCAGACUGUGUUUCUGAAUUUUACUCCAGUUUGGUUUCUACAAAAAGCUGUCUUUUUCAGAGGAUAACUGUGAAGUAGUGAUUCAGUACAAUAGUUGCAAAUUGCGAUAAUCCAUUACUAACUAUUUUAAAGGCUACAUCAAAGCAGGACGUGUUUAGGUUGCUGUAGUGCUCUGGCUAAUUGCUGACAGUGUUAUAUUGUUUUAGUGCUUCUCACCCAGUAAACCUAGUUUAAUGGUGAUCUUCAACAUGCCAGUGUUUUUUUACAGAACCCUUCUUCAUACAAAUUGUGUUCACGCACUCAGUUGCACAGAUUUUACACUUGUUGUAAUAACCACAGCAUAUGUUUUUUCAUGAAGGUAAUUAAAUAAAAUAAGACAUUUUCAAUUAUGGACCUCUAAUAGCAAAAUUAUACAAGACUGUACCUCUUUGUAAAUGAUGUAGACCUAUACGUUUUUGACACUGAUAAAUAAUCCUGUAUAUUUAAGUUAUUAAAAAAUAAAGAUUUUUUGAACACA
Messenger RNA from Myripristis murdjan (pinecone soldierfish), 1990 nucleotides. RefSeq names its product COBW domain containing (gene zng1a). Lineage: Eukaryota; Metazoa; Chordata; Actinopteri; Holocentriformes; Holocentridae. Gene Ontology annotation, cellular component: cytoplasm. Bases 299 to 1396 code for a protein of 365 amino acids. The record is from RefSeq and is a predicted model, not a curated record. The transcript is spliced from 16 exons.